AUGACAGAAACAAGCCCCCGUGCUCUUCGCGCAGAGCCGCAAAAUGCGGCUCUCAACUCCAAUAUAUUCUCCCUCUUACCAUACGAAAUCUUCCUCAACAUUUUCGACAUCCUCUUCGCGGAAGCCACAAGUUCACCAGAACCAAUAGUAUGGAAUCUGUUCAGAGAAGACAAUCUCCCGGAACAAUUCUAUCUGACGGUGCCUCGCGAGAAAGGUAACUACAGCAGCACCGACUCUCCCGAGUCCCGGAGCAAGAGACGCCACAACGCCAUCCGCAGUGUCUCCCAAAUCAACCAGUACACACGCGCAAUGAUAUACCGCAAAUUCUCCCGCCUCAGGCUCCUCCGCCAACCAUACAAACACCUCCAACCGAGCACCAGAAAAAGCACCAGCGCCUGGGUGAUCCCCAGCAUCGACGUCUUCAUGCCGCAGCUGUGGGACGGAAGGCGCUGGUCCACCCGGACCCUCAUGCCCGACCUGACAAGCCACCUCCUGCCCCUCGGCCUGCAGACCAUCCGCUGCGUCGAGACGAUCGGCUUCGAGGACGCGCACCCGAUGCUCUGCGUGCUCAAGCACGAACCGCAGAGCCUGGCCUCGAUGCCGAACCUGCGCGCCCUGACGCUCUUCUACGACGGCAACUUCUGGGCGGACGACGACGGGCCGCGCGCGCAUAGUAAGCGCUCGUUCCAGCUGAUCAAGGGGGAGGGGCGGUCGAGGACGGAUGUGCUGGUCAGGUACGCGAGGCUGUGGCGGCCGAUGACGGAGAGGUUCGUCAGGCUUACGCUCAGCGCGGUCUCGAAUCGGGAUUUGCACGGUUUGCGGACGGCUGAUGCCGAGCUGGUGAGGAGCGAGGUCUGGAUGGUCGAGGGGCGGCCGUCGGUGUAUUCUUGGCGGAUGAUUUGUAUCGAUCCUGGCUACCGUUGCGACCCGUUUUCAUCUUCUCAAUCAGCGACAAGGAUCAGCAACAAGGAAGAGAUGGGCACCCCCAUUCGAGACAGUUGCAGCUCCAAGCUGACGACAAUACCAUACGAGCUCUUUCUCCAUAUUAUUGAAUACAUCAUCGUUGGCGCGGCUGAGGCCUGCAUGGCUCCCAACACCUGGUACAUGGGUUACCUCGUUGACGAACUCAAAGAGAAUAACCAGAUCAUCAACCAUCACACAACAUCAAAGAAUGCCGAGGGCAACCAGAUCAAUGGCGAGAGCAACAGCAACAAGCCAGCCUCCAACCAAGACAAAGGCGAACAUGAUGCCUCUUCAGCCGUCAAAGACAAGUGGUGGCCCCGUGAAGCCCAGUUCUGCCUUUACGGUAACUACUACACUGGCAUUGAAAGACACCAAGUCACCCGUCUUGCCUCUCAAAUCAACAGACAGACAAGAGCUAUGACCCAUCGCACUUUCCUCCGCUUUCCUGUCAAGAGCUCACCAGUUGAGGCAUGGCUGCUUCUGGAAAUCGACGAAUUCAUACUGAACCUCUCCUGCAGCGACAGGGUCCAAAUGCCGUUCCCCUUUGCCAGCUCUCUCGCGCUGCGCGACACCAUGCUCCAUCCCACCCCCGGGCUCAAGAACCUCUUCGAAAACAUCAGGAACAUACACAUCGAGUCCGUCGCGUUGUUUCAAGAAGCCAAUAUUGAGGAUAUGAAGGCUAUCUUGGCGUUGAAGAGACUCAAGCAAAUCCGCAUUCGGAUAGGAGAAGUCGACGAGAGCGGGCUUCAUCUGGCGCAGAAGAACGAGAUGAUUGACUGGUACUUCCCUGAUCUUUUAUCCUGGGAACUCAAUCACGGGUCUUCUUUCGCGCGGCUCUGGAAGCCAUUCAGAGACCGAAAUGUGCGCCUUGUUGCAGAGGAUAAGGAGGAGGGCUACUGGAUGCAGCUGUUCGACACACCAAAUGGGAUCCGCAUUGUGUUUCCUUUUGACGGAUUUGUGGAGGAGUAUGACUCUGAGGAGUAUUGA
This is a messenger RNA of Colletotrichum karsti, 1950 nucleotides long. RefSeq lists its product as uncharacterized. NCBI's taxonomy places the organism in Eukaryota, Fungi, Ascomycota, Sordariomycetes, Glomerellales, Glomerellaceae. Bases 1 to 1950 code for a protein of 649 amino acids. The record is from RefSeq and is a predicted model, not a curated record. The transcript is spliced from 2 exons.